GAAUUUAUAAACUCAAACGACUCAAAAUGCAGAUAUCUUAGCUCAGUGAGCUGCCAACCUGCUGCCCACCUCACAGAGAGGAGAGAGAACAGAUUAAUCCUUAUCUGACUGAAGGUGUGUGACAUGCUGCUGGACCAGGUUUGAUGCUGCCCGAGGAUCAUCAUAAUCUCCGGGAGGAUUCAAGGAGCAGCGGGGCUUCAGCAGGACCAUGGCAGGCUUACAGAGAUCUUCACAACAUCCACGGCUCUGUUUGAUCAUCUGUGCUUCCUCCAUUUUACUCCUCAUCCUCUUCAGCAGAGAUUUAAGAGACAGGCGGCAGGAAGAGAGGUACACAAGAGACCUGGACAGCCUUUUUGAGUCCACAGAAAUCCCUGCAGAGCACAUUGACCCCGCUGCCAUCGACCUCACCCCCCUGGUCAAUACUUUAAUAAAUUCAAGCCAAUCGGGCUCUCGUCAGCUCUUCUCUCUCCUCAGUGUGACGUCGUACAGCUCUCUGGCUCUCCAUAAACUCACACUGUUGGUCUACAACAUUUCCAGCAUUAAAAGUAUCGAGAGUAACGUGUUCAGGAGGAGAUUCUGCUACUGUGUCACCAAUGAGACCAACGACCUCACAGACUUUACGGCCAUUCUUCUGGAUGUGAUGGGCAACUCAACCACUUACCUUCAGGAGAUCUUCAAAUCGGCCUCCAUAUUAUCAGUAAGCCAGAGGAACAACUCAGACUGUAUUUACAUCUGUGUGAUGGCUGGAAAGAUGGGCAGAGAGGUGCCAGAGCUGUGGAGGGUCGACUCCAUCACUCCUCUGUUUAACCAGACCAUCAUUGAAGGACAGAGAGGUAACGUCUCCUCCAUCCGGCUCCCCGUGGAAUGGCAUCAACUGCCCACGAAUCUGAGUCACGUCUCUCCAUCUGGGAUGAGCUCCAUGUUAACCAGCAGAGUCCACUCCACGGCACAUGUUUCAUCUCCAACAGUGGAGGAAACCGCUGAUCCAACAACAAAGAUGACCACAACAUCUCCACAAGCUGCUCCAAUAGCACCCCAAAGACAAACUACAGUGGACAGAUGGGACACAACAACACAAACUACACAAAGAGAGACCACACAGGACGUAACACAAGCAGCAACGACAGCACAAGCAAAGGAUACAGACAAAUCCACAUUUAUGACAACUUUACAAGCAGUCACAUCAAUGCAACCGACUACAACCCAAGAAGUUACAACUGCUCCUCCUUCUCCAACCACAGCUACAACACAGACAACCACUGCUUUAGCUGAACUGACAACAUCCUCACCAGAAAUUAGUCCAGCCCUGCUAACGUCAGACUCAGAGCAUCCAACAACGACCCAGCUCAUGACCUCUACAGCUUUUCCAAUAAGACUCUCAUCUGCAAGUCCGACAGCAGGACCCACGCUGGCAAAAAGGACUACAGAGCCUCUAAGCAAGAGAACUACAACUCCCAGCAAGUCUACAGAAAUUGAAAAACCAGGUUGUCCAUGGAGACGGCCGGAUCGGACUGACGUCUUGGUCUUUGGCAGCACGACGACCGUCAGCGCUCACAAGCUUCAGUCCUGUGUCUUCGAGCUCUGCAAGUUCUUCUCUCAGUGCCUCUGCAGACCGUUCAGCCACAAGACACGCAUGAAAAGAUACUGUGAUGACAGCCACCUCUGGUAUGAAAAACACACGUCUGAGGUGUGUCGGCGGGUCAGAAGAGUCUCUUUCUCCAGAAAUCUCAAACAGAGAUGCCUGAUGAAGAUGUGCAAUAAACUGUGACCAGAGAGGAAGAGGACCAACACAAAGAGCUCUUCAUCAUCCCAAGGAGACACUGAAACCACAAACCACAGCUGAGCACAAGUCUAUAAAGACGUGCCACAACCUGGACGGUCACACUGAGUUUUUAUAUAAGGAAACUAGAACGAUCACUCUGAUAAGAAAAAUAAACAAAUCACUGAAUGAGAUUAUCUUUAAGGUCUGGAUAGUAAAUCCCUUCUGGACUAUAUCUGAAGUUACAUGUUUUAAACAGAGGACCUCUGGGGACUGGGGAGUACAAACAAAAAACAGAAU
Cheilinus undulatus (humphead wrasse) is the source of this 2059-nucleotide messenger RNA. Its product is annotated as HERV-H LTR-associating protein 1. The record is from RefSeq and is a predicted model, not a curated record. The coding region runs from base 209 to 1768 and encodes 519 amino acids. The transcript is spliced from 16 exons. Lineage: Eukaryota; Metazoa; Chordata; Actinopteri; Labriformes; Labridae.